AUGGCGGACACCGCUCCCAAAGUUGCCGAAAAGGAACGCCGUGAGGCGCCGGAGUCCGUCGAAACAAAGGCGAGACUGCUGGCGGAGAGAAUCAGGAUGAGCAAGCACUUCAUUGCGUUUACAGGAGCCGGCAUCUCCACGUCUGCUGGAAUACCGGACUUCAGAGGCCCAGAGGGUGCAUGGACGCUCAGAGCUCAAGGGAGACAGCGGGUCGGGAAGACGACGAGCACACUACAAGCUAUCCCGACGCCCACUCAUAUGGCCCUGGUUGAGCUGCAGAACCGCGGGCUGUUGAAAUACCUAGUCAGCCAGAAUUGCGAUGGGCUGCAUAGAAGAAGUGGCAUGUUGCCGGAGCGAAUUUCAGAGCUGCAUGGAAACAGCAACAGGGAGUACUGCAAAGAUUGCGAUAAGGAAUACCUUCGCGAUUUCCGAGCUGUGUCGACAUUUGAAAAGUCCAUUCAUGACCACCGCACCGGACGCAAGUGCGCGAGGUGCGGCGGCGUCCUCCUCGACACCAUCAUCAACUUUGGUGAAAAUCUCUGGGAGGAGCCUCUCUCACGCGCGCGCGAGAAUGCAAGCAAGGCAGACCUAUGUCUUGCUUUGGGUUCCUCACUGACCGUCAGCCCUGCAAAUGAGAUCCCAGAAACGGUCGGGAGGAAGAAGCGCGGCCGGACUGCUGCCGGUGGGCAGCUUGCAAUCUGCAACCUCCAGAGCACGCCGAUAGACGAGCUGGCGCAGCUACGGGUAUGGUCCACCACGGACGACCUCAUGAUACAAGUCAUGAAGAAUCUCGACAUACCGAUCCCGGUGUUCAUACUCCGUCGCCGGCUGUUGAUAGAGUUUCAGACGACCGGGGACGGAAGGCACCAAAUUACCGCCUGCGGUGUUGAUGUUGACGGGACACCGGUGACAUUUGUUCAGUCGGUCAAGCUUGCGUACAACAGGCGCGUUGCGCGAUCUGAGCCCUUCGUCAUCAACUUCCGCGGCGAUAUCGAAGUAGGGGCGCAGUUUGAGCUCGAGCUUGAGUUCAUGGGCCACUAUGCAGAGCCGAACUUGAUGGUUACGUACCACUACACGGGCAAGAUGGAUGAAAAGGUCCUGCAUUUACUUGAGUACAAUCCGGCUACCGGAGAGUGGAAGACGAGUAGGCUGGUUGAGGACGCGGCAGCUGAUGUUCAGCAAGAGGGUGCUGGUGAUGUCGAAGCGCAUGAAGAUCACUCAAUUAUUGAUCUUACGUCAGAUUGA
This is a messenger RNA of Colletotrichum siamense, 1245 nucleotides long. It is a transcript of the gene SRT1, whose product is annotated as NAD-dependent protein deacetylase SRT1. Gene Ontology annotation, molecular function: NAD+ binding. NCBI's taxonomy places the organism in Eukaryota, Fungi, Ascomycota, Sordariomycetes, Glomerellales, Glomerellaceae. The transcript has 4 exons. The record is from RefSeq and is a predicted model, not a curated record. The coding region runs from base 1 to 1245 and encodes 414 amino acids.